Messenger RNA from Aspergillus mulundensis, 2685 nucleotides. RefSeq lists its product as uncharacterized. The transcript is spliced from 2 exons. Bases 1 to 2685 code for a protein of 894 amino acids. The record is from RefSeq and is a predicted model, not a curated record. NCBI's taxonomy places the organism in Eukaryota, Fungi, Ascomycota, Eurotiomycetes, Eurotiales, Aspergillaceae.
AUGGAGCCUAACCCGUUGGAAAACUUGGAUGAUCAUUACCGCUCUAUCUUACAAGAGGCCAUCCCUUUCAAUGAGGCUGCCUGGCAAUCAAUCACCAACGUUUUGUACUCCAACCCAGCGUCUGUGUCCGAGCCUACUAGCAAUCCCCCAUCUAUAGGCGAGUUCGGACCCACCACUUCUGAUCCCAGUCUCAGCGACUCACCGUUGCCGAACGGACCCUUGUUCAACCCCUCCGAGGGACAGAAUGCUUUUUCCAGCAUUAGUCUUAAUGAUCCAGGAUUCCUCGCGAGCCUCUCAAGCAAUGGAAUGAAUGACAACGGAUCAUCUGGUCAACUUGGAGGCUCGGACGAAACCACUUCCAACCCUACUGAGGCACCUCAUGAACAGGGCCUCACUAACGAUGCGACGCCUAUUCCGGUCGAGGAGAUGGCUGCUGGCGCCCUGAAACCUACGGAGAAUCCUCCCGCCUCUACACUCAACUCCUCCAGUGAACCGGAUCAAGAUGCUAAGUGCUUUUUAUGUCGGCAAACUUGGGCUCGACUUUGCCGCUCUGAUCCUGAGACGGUAGAUUAUACGAGUGUGGAAUUUCAUCUUUAUUACCAGAAGCAUCAUGAAGUUCAUUUGAGGUUGCAUCCCACAAUCGAAUACGGUGUCUCGAAGACUGAUGAGGAAGAGGAAGACGCAGUUGAUAACUAUGAACACAACAGCGAGGCAGAUGAUCUUGAAGGCCACGACAGUGAGGAAGAGGAAGAUCAAUCAAAUGAAGACUGUUUAGAUGCUGCGGAUGAUGAAGUAGCCCUUGGGCCUGAUUUCUUUCAAUCCAAUCCAAUGGAGUUUGUUGAUUAUGCUGAGCAACGGGCAACCACUGAGCUAUCCACAGAAGGCAAUGGAACCAUUGAGCAGUCGAUUCGUCAAGCAGUCUCAGCAGCCGCAGUUAGGCAACACACAGAAGGCGACGAAACAAGUGCACAAGGGACCUCCUAUGCAGAGGCUAUAGAAGCGGCGCUUGUGCGAGAAAAACAAGUUUUCAAUGGACGCGAAGUUCCGAAAACUACUGGACGAGACAAGCUCUAUCUUGCGGUGGCAGAGACUGCACUACAAUGCACUGAAAACUUCGCCGGUAACAUUACCAAGUUCGAGUCUCUCGAUCACGCGCGGCAGGAAUUGGCCAACAAGGUCACUCGUCCCCCGCCUGAUGCUACUAUACCCACAAACGCUGCGCAGGAACGGGCAUACGUUAACGCCUUGCUCAAAUUCAUUCUUGACUUGGGGUUCUCAAUAGACAAUGAAGGGGCAUUGAAUCGAUUCAAAAAAAUCUAUUUGCCCCACAAGGAAGAGAUUGAACUGUGGUGCUGGGGGGUUGUGGACAUCGUGAAACAACGCGCGAUAAAUGGACAUCCAACAAGAAAACCGGGUUGCAGUUCCAAUUUCAAGGAGAGAAUGGCCGCGAUAAUGGAGUGCCUUCACUACCGCAAAACAACCUACAGCUCGUGCCAGACGAACAAUACCUUCGACAACCUCAUUGCCGAUCCAAAACAGACUUUGCAGUCAGGUAAAACCAACAAAAAGGGCAAUGCAAAGAAAAAGGUCCAAAUAACUAUGGGCAAAGAGGUCGAGGCCACUCAGCGACAAGCUUCGAACACCACCACGCCGGACACAACACUUGACGCACAGAACAAGAGGCAGUCAAAGAAGAAGACAACGGCGCAGCAACAUAGAUCUAGCACGGAGGCACCGCGAGGACAAAAUAACGCUAGAGCGGAGGAACAGGGCUCAGCGCAACCGCAAAAUGCCAACACAGCCCACCACCCUUCACCCGUGCCAGAAAACCAAAAUGUUCACGGAGUUGCUGACGUUUCUCGGGACAUGCAGGCAGUGCAACCUUUGAUCCCUUCGCCUCUCGUUGCCGGUCAGCACGGAGUGCUGAACCACGGAGGUCAUCCAAAUCUCGCAGCUGGCUGGCCCUUGCAAUACCAAGAACCGUAUUUUCCAGCGAGCCCGGGCGUUAGCGAAGUUCCUGGCGUCUCUCGAGACAUGCGGGCAGUGCGACCUGACGGCACCUUGCAUCCGGUUAACGGUCAGCAUGGAUUGACGGAUUACGGAGGCCGUCAAAAUCUCGCAGCGAGCUCUGCCCUUCAAAGCCAACCACAGUAUCAUCCGCGAUAUGCUACGACCAUAGAUGAUAAUGGUUCUGAACAACAAGCACAGAACCGUCCAGUAGAGCAGUACUCGAACACUUAUCAUGAGCCGUUAUUUGACCUGAUGAGCUCGGUUGACAUUGACAUGAUCACCCGUUGGGAUACGGCGGCCUUUGAAGACGAGAACAUGCCUCAUUUGUCACAAACUAUUUCUAUUCCUCCACAUGUCAAUGCUUCCGGGUCUCAUCCAGCUACUCAUUAUAACGAAAACAUCCUUCCCCAGCAAUUGAAUGGGAUUUCCACUGCUCCCGGCGCUGGGCAAACUUUCAACAGUCAUCAACACCCGGGAACUCGUCGAGCUCCAAACAAUAGCCAAGUUCGCCGCGCUGGUCAAGCUUCGCAGAAUAGCACCAAUACCCGUACCCUGAGAAAGCGUUCUCACACGGACGAGGAUGCGCUUGUUUCCACUUCUCCGCAAGGCCCAAAACGUCAGCGUAUCUCACGCUUUGUCCCGAACCACAAUGACUGUCAAUCAUCGGAGCCCUAG